This is a messenger RNA of Lampris incognitus (smalleye Pacific opah), 1206 nucleotides long. It is a transcript of the gene slc50a1, whose product is annotated as solute carrier family 50 member 1. NCBI's taxonomy places the organism in Eukaryota, Metazoa, Chordata, Actinopteri, Lampriformes, Lampridae. Gene Ontology annotation, molecular function: sugar transmembrane transporter activity. The transcript has 6 exons. Bases 106 to 765 code for a protein of 219 amino acids. Gene Ontology annotation, biological process: carbohydrate transport. Gene Ontology annotation, cellular component: membrane. The record is from RefSeq and is a predicted model, not a curated record.
GAGUUGUUUUUCUCUGCCAAUGUCCGACUUCGUCCCGGUGUUUGUGGUUAAAGUCUGUAACCCGGCUGGUUGAGCGUCUCAUGUGAAGCGGGUUUCUUGUGUUCUAUGGAUUUGCUGCAGCUGCUGUCAUGGGCGUGCAUCGUGUUUACAGUCGGGAUGUUCUCGACAGGACUGACGGACCUGAAGAAGAUGCAAGCAGCCAAAAAUGCUGACAACGUUCAGUUUCUCCCCUUCCUCACCACCUGCCUCAAUAACUUGGGCUGGUUGUAUUAUGGGAUUCUGAAGCGAAAUGGUACAGUGGUUCUGGUCAACGUCAUCGGAGCUGUUCUUCAGACCGUCUACAUCAUCUCAUACUGCCACUACACCAAAGAGAAGAGGCGUGUGAUUUCCCAGUGCCUAGCAGCAGGAGUGGUGCUAGCUUGUGGCUGGCUCUACUUCGGUGUGCUUCUUCCUCAGGGAGACUCUCAGCUCGGCCAGCUCGGCCUCACAUGCAGUGUGGUCACUGUCAGCAUGUACUUCUCCCCACUCACUGACCUGGUAGGGAUGGUGCGAAGUGGUAAUUUGGAGCGCCUGUCCUUCCCUCUGACCGUGGCUACCUUCCUCACGUCGUCCUCCUGGGCGCUUUACGGCCUUGAGCUGAAGGACUACUACAUCAUGGUCCCAAACACACCUGGAAUCCUCACCAGCCUCGUCAGAUUCUAUCUGUUCUGGAGAUUUGCAUCUGUCAAUCAAAGCUCGCCGUCCUACCAGCUUAUCGAAUUAUGAGUGGAGGGUGGAGGUUCUCGCCAUUCGAGGAAAGGGAGCAGGAUGGAUGGUCUGUCGGCUUCAUGAUGGUCAGCAUUGUUGUUCAUCCAUCAUUUUUCUGUUUUUAUUUUAGCAUCCUGUGAGACAGUUGUGCGGCGAGACGCAAACUCCCGUCAGGCAAAGCCCCCCUCAGGACAGGGAUAAUGAGUUAUGUCUGUUUACAGCAGUCAGUCAUUCCAUUUGGGGUAUUCCAUGAAAAAGGGACUAUGCACACUGAUAACUGUAGAAAUGGAGAUGGAGUAAUUUUUUUAAGUGUUUUUCGUGAGAUCGGUGGUUUGUAUGGUCACGAUACUUCCUACAACCACAUUUAUAAUUGUCGUUAAUAAUGAAAUUAUUCAACAUGUCAAGAGGUACAGGAAAAUAACCAGAAAACCUUUUACAGUCCUCUGGAUAAUUUGCCUC